AUGUCUAACAAUGCUCAUUCUUUUAAACGUAAAACCAAUCAGGUUGACAAUUCUGAGCCAUCAGCGGCUAAAAAAAUUAACUUUAGCGAUAAUUCUCUAGACGAUGAUCAAGUUCAAUUUCAGAAUAAUCGUAAAUCUGACGUAGAAGUAUCUGAAGUCAUCCAACUCCAAGAUGAUGACAUUAGUACGAAGAUUUCGCCGACUAUUUUUAGUGUUAAUGAAAAGAAGAAGUCAAACUCUGACUCUUUAGAAAUUGUAGACGUCGAAAGUGGAUUAAAUAAUAAAGGAAGUCUCCCAUCAUCCUCCGAAGCUAAGACCUCCUCUUCUUCUGACAUUGGUAGACCACUACAAACUCAAACUUCUCCAAAUCAGUUCGUAACAAAACAUGACUUGAGUGCAGCUUUAGCGGAGAUGAAAAGUUUUCUUACUAAUAGUCAACGAAAAAAAGAUCAUAAAUGUCAAGCAAGUACUAGUAAGCCCGAAGAAGUUGAAAAUAUGGAUCCUGAUUUAGAAAUAGGAAAAAAUGGAAGUAAAAUUUACGUAACCAGAGAGCAGUGGGAUUGCAUAAAAUCAAAAACUACAUUUACAUCGAUAGGAAUUGCCUUAGUUGUGGCAUUAUUUGAAAAGGAAACACUACUUAAUAGCAACUACAAGGGUGGUAAGUCAAAAAUAAAAAAGCCCGAAGGUAAGAGUAUUCACUAUAAUGCGUUAGAUUCAACAAUUAUUGAAGUGAUAAAAGGUAAACGUUAAAUAAUUAUUUGAUAGUUAACUAAUCAAUAUUGUGGCUUAUAUCAAACAUAUUUUUAUAGUAACUGUCAAAGCUCGAUUUAAAAGUAGUUUCAACGAAGGUGAAUUCGGUGCAGCUAUAAACACAAAAUUAGCUUCAUUGAGAACCGAAAAUCGUCGUCAUACUGAAAAAAACCAAGGAAAAGCCGAAUGAAGAUACUAAUAAUAAAAAUUGAUAAGGCUUUUUUUUAAUUACUAACGAGUGUUAUAAUAUUUUUUUUUCU
Messenger RNA from Cotesia glomerata, 1010 nucleotides. RefSeq lists its product as uncharacterized. The record is from RefSeq and is a predicted model, not a curated record. Bases 1 to 750 code for a protein of 249 amino acids. The transcript is spliced from 6 exons. NCBI's taxonomy places the organism in Eukaryota, Metazoa, Arthropoda, Insecta, Hymenoptera, Braconidae.